AUGCGUAUUCGUUUAUUGAGUAUCUCAGCUAGGAAAAGUGUCGUGAAGUUUCGAGUUUCGAUGACAACACUCGCCUUCCUGCUCAGUAUUGGUUGGAGCGUUUGUGCCGAAAACCCUCCGGUCAUGUAUUUGCACUUUAUUAGAAAUCUCGCCCAAACUGAACAGGUAGCUACUUGCGUCGGUCCAUUCCAUAUUUGGAAGCAGUUAAACACUGACUGUGGCUAUCGUUAUCGCAAUGUGACCCACUGCAUUGGUUGUUAUCCAUAUGGGUGCAGUCAACUUCAUAGAUCUACGAAUGUUACUAAAGAUCUCAACGUUGGAAAAGGCAGCAUUACUCUGGAGAAAGUUCUAGGAGCAAAUGAAACCUUGUACUUGGAUCUGGAAGUGUUUUCUUGUUCCGUUAUAGAUCGAUAUUACCUUCGAAAGUAUGCAAACGCCUGUAAUGCAAAUCCGAUUUGCCAAUACAUAAGGGAAAUAAAACCAUACGCAGCAAGUACAUACCGGAGUACUUGGCCGACUACACCAAUAGCUGGACCACCAAAUGUUUCUUAUUCACCACCGAAAGUUGAACUUCCUGGUCACGAAAACAAUUCAGCAAUAAACCUAAACGAAGGAAGCCUAAAUCAGGAGUACAACUACCUUAUUAUUUGGUUUUCUUUGGCAGCCGCCGCAGUUGUAUUUAUCCUAGUGGGUUGCGCAAUACUUUUCACCCAAAGAUCCAAGAUUAUGAAAUGUCUUGGAAGCAAAAACAAUCAAGAUAUAUUAGAUAAUGCAUUCUUCUACAGAGAUAUGUCGUUGUCAAGACGCCAGAAUCAAGUACCACCGCAAAACGACCUUUACGAAAACAUUAUCCCUGUUGUGUAUAAUAAGGAAACCAUUUACGCUGAAUUAGAUUUAGCUCCGAAUAAUGUGAACCAGGAGGGUGAGGCUGCGGGAAGAAGUUUUCCUGCCAGACAAUCACAUGGCAUUGUAAAUCAGGAAAAUUCUGUCAUUUACGCGGAACUACAAAAGUAUUGAAAUUUGACAAAUGCUGUUUGUUGCUGUGUGUGGUAUGCUUACAAAGACGACGCUUAUAAUUGUAUUUAAGUAGCUAUAGAAUGGCCUUAAGCACAAAUAG
Daphnia carinata is the source of this 1117-nucleotide messenger RNA. RefSeq lists its product as uncharacterized. The transcript has 5 exons. The coding region runs from base 1 to 1017 and encodes 338 amino acids. The record is from RefSeq and is a predicted model, not a curated record. NCBI's taxonomy places the organism in Eukaryota, Metazoa, Arthropoda, Branchiopoda, Diplostraca, Daphniidae.